AUGACCAAGUACUUUGUUGAUGAGAAGACCAAGACCGAGGCUUACGUCGGGUACCGGGCGGCGUCCAAGACCAUUGUGGUGGCCUUUGAGGGCUCGCACAACACACAGAACUGGAUCGUCAACCUGCAGUUCCUCAAGGCCGACUUUGAUUAUCCGGGCGCCGAGCACGCCCGCGUUCACGGCGGCUUUUACAAGGCGUACAAGAACAUCCAGGUCGAUGUGGAGAACGACGUCGGCGCGCUUGUGGACCAGUUCCCGGACUACCAGGUGUACGUGACGGGCCACUCGCUGGGCGGCGCACUCGCCGCCUUUGCCGCCCUCGACAUCACCGUCAACCGGCCGCACGUCCCGGUCAACGUCUACACCUUUGGCUCGCCGCGCGUCGGCAACGACGCCUUCCAGCUCUACUUCCAGGCCCAGAUCAGCAACUCAAUCCGGGUUGUCAACAAGGCCGACAUUGUGCCGCACCUCCCGCCGCGGGCGUUUAACUUUCACCACGUUCCUCGCGAGGUCUGGGUCGAAAAGUCCGGCGUCAUCGUCGUCUGCAACGGCUCGGGCGAAGACCCGCACUGCUCCGACUCGCUCCGUACCCCGUGGUCGACUAAGGAUCACCUCGAGUACCUCGGCGUGGUCCAGGGCCAGGGCGCAUGCUAG
Molecule: messenger RNA, 654 nt
Organism: Thecamonas trahens ATCC 50062
Lineage: Eukaryota; Apusomonadida; Apusomonadidae
Product: lipase
Exons: 1
Coding region: 1-654 (217 amino acids)
Biological process (GO): lipid metabolic process
Source: RefSeq, a predicted model, not a curated record